UAAAUUUUAAAUGUUUGAAUUUUACAGAUCUAAAGACAAUGUAUGGGUAAAGAAUGGAUGAAGCAGACUAUUAUAGAGAGAGCGAUCUGCUUCUUUCAGAGCAUAUGGAUGCUUCCUUGAAUAACUCCAAUCUUAGGCGUGACGGGGCCAAUGGGGACGUGGAGGGACGUCACAGCGUGGUCAGCACUGAUGAUGAAAUGUUGGACAUCAGGACAGAUGCACUGGAGCAUUGGCAUGAUUCUGACGAGGAAGAACUUUCAAAAAAUCUAAGCACAAGUUCCUCUAACCUUAUGGACACACUGGAUGACCUGCCUCCAGGGAUUGGUCAAUAUGAAGAUUUCCACACCAUUGAUUGGCUGCGGGACAUUGCCAGAGACCGCAUGCGACACCGGCACAUCAUCAAAAAGAAAAAUGAUGGAGUUUGGGAGAAGAUAAAGAGUGCUCAUGAUGCCUGGUCAGGCUGGGUCUGUGUUCUUUUAGUUGGGGUUGCUGCAGGUCUUUGUGCUGGUAUUAUUGACAUCGGUGCCACAUGGAUGUCAGAUCUGAAGGAAGGAAUCUGUGCUGAGGCUUUCUGGUUAAACAGGGAGCAGUGCUGCUGGUCUGUUAGUAAAACAGAAGUGGAUGAAUACUGUCAACAGUGGAAGACAUGGUCUGAGAUUUUUGGAGGUAGUAGAUCUGGGGCUGGGUCCUAUGUCACUACCUAUCUCCUCUAUGUAGUGUGGGCCAUUGUGUUCUCAAUGCUAGCUGCCAUGUUUGUUCGGGUGUUUGCUCCAUAUGCCUGUGGAUCCGGUAUCCCCGAGAUUAAAACAAUUUUAAGUGGGUUCAUCAUUAGGGGCUACCUUGGGAAAUGGACCCUCCUUACAAAAUCUGUUGGUAUGAUGUUAGCAGUAUCAGCGGGCCUCAGUCUAGGGAAGGAGGGACCAUUUGUUCAUGUUGCCUGCUGUUGUGGGAAUAUAUUCUCAUAUUUGUUUCCAAAGUAUGGUUCUAAUGAAGCCAAAAAGAGAGAGAUUUUAUCAGCUGCUUCAGCUGCUGGGGUCAGUGUGGCUUUUGGGGCCCCCAUAGGGGGAGUUUUAUUUAGCUUGGAAGAGGUGAGCUACUAUUUUCCUCUGAAGACAUUAUGGCGGUCCUUCUUCUGUGCUUUGGCUGCUGCAUUUGUUCUUAGGUCUAUCAAUCCCUUCGGGAAUGACCAUCUAGUCAUGUUUUAUGUGGAAUACAAUGAACCAUGGUACAUACAGGAGUUAAUCCCCUUUGUACUCAUUGGUGUAUUAGGGGGUUUAUAUGGAAGCUUUUUUAUUAAAGCAAAUAUUGCUUGGUGCAGAUACAGAAAAAACACAAAAUUAGGAAAUUAUCCUAUAGUAGAGGUUUUAGUUGUGACAUUUAUCACAGCCCUCCUGAGUUACCCAAACCAAUAUACAAGGUUGAACACCAGUGAGUUGAUCAAGAUGUUGGUAGGACGCUGUGGACCUGAAGAUGACACAGAUCUCUGUGACUACAAGAGAAAUUAUAGUUCACACCAGCUGAAUGAGACUUCAUUAAAAACAAUGACCUCCAGCACAGAGAUUGGAGACGGUGUAGAAAAAGCUCUGUGGAUGUUAGCUCUGGCCCUCAUUUUUAAGGGAAUUAUCACUAUAUUUACCUUUGGAAUUAAGAUUCCAUCUGGACUGUUUAUACCUAGCAUGGCAGUGGGUGCUAUCAUGGGAAGAAUGAUUGGAAUAGGUUUUGAACAAAUUGUGGUUGCAAACCACGACAAUCCAUUCUUUGAGAACAUGUGCGAGUCCAAACAGUUCUGUAGGAUUACUCCUGGCCUGUAUGCCAUGGUGGGGGCAGCAGCCGCCCUAGGCGGAGUCACUCGGAUGACAGUGUCCCUAGUGGUGAUCAUGUUUGAGUUGACGGGAGGACUUCAGUAUAUCGUCCCUCUCAUGGUUGCUACCAUGACCAGCAAAUGGGUAGGAGAUGCCCUGGGAAAAGAAGGAAUUUACGAUGCCCACAUACAGCUCAAUGGCUACCCCUUCCUGGACAGCAAGGAGGAAUUUACACACACUACCCUCGCUUCUGAUGUCAUGAGGCCAAGAUCUGCGCGCUAUGGAUCGGUAGUGAGAAAUGAUCCCCCUUUGAGUGUGAUAACACAGGAUUCAAUGACUGUGGAAGAAGUGGAACAUGUUCUAAAGAGUGCAUCUCACAAUGGGUUCCCAGUGGUAGUAUCUCAUGAAUCUCAAUAUCUCGUGGGCUUUGUUCUCAGGAGGGAUCUUAGUCUCGCAAUAUCCAAUGCCCUGAAGCUACAGGAUGGUGUUGUUUACAAUUCAAUCGUCUACUUCACCAAUCAAGUUCCUGAUAACCCUAAUGACCCCGCCCCUUUGAAACUGAGGAAAAUUAUAGAUAUGGCCCCAGUAACAAUUACAGAUCAGACUCCCAUGGAGAUGGUUGUAGAAAUGUUCAGAAAACUUGGACUCAGACAAACUCUGGUCACACAUAAAGGGAGAUUACUUGGAAUUAUAACAAAGAAAGAUGUUCUACGCCACAUUGCUCAUUUAGAGAAUCAGGACCCAGAGUCUAUCCUCUUUAAUUAGUUCAUUUAAUCAGGACCCUGAGUCUAUCCUUUUUUAAUUAGUUCAUUCCUUGUUAUUGCCUCGUAGCAGAUAAAUUAUCUGUAUUCCAAUAAGUGACAAAUAUGUUAUUGUUCAAAGAGUGUGAUGGAUUAGUCUCAAACAUGUUCCAAGGUGUCUGUGAGUAUGACUGUGUUUAUCGUACAUUUAGUAUUGUGCUAUCAUGUUGUUGAUUGUACAUUUCACUUGUGCAUUGUGUGCAAUUCUGUAUAAAUUGAUAAACAUAUGACAUAAUGAUUGUGUAUUUAGUAUAUUUAUUUAUAUUAUGAACUAGAAUGUGAUACUUUACUAUUAAGCAUUUUUUCAUUUCAUUGUAAAUCGCUCAGAGAGUGAAUGGUUUUGUUGAAUAUUUAAUGCAUAAAUGUGAUGAACUGAUGGAAGGUACAGCUUCUCCCUAGAAACAAAUUGUUUUACUUUGAUUACAAUGACACUGAUGCUUUUAAACAUGAGAAAUAGUCUACAAUUAGCUAAAAUGGAUAUUAAUUUUUUAUUUAUUUUGAUCAUUCUCAUAGAAGCUGGCAAUUCAUCCAAGUUUAUGAACUGGAUGACAAGAUAAACAGUUUACCUACACUAGACCUCUAAAGCACUGUCAGAUGCUAAAAUGACUUGACUGACUAUCCUUUCUAAGAUUUUGUAUUGAUAAAGUGUUUUUCUGAUGAAAGAACGAAAUUUAAAUAUGAAUUCAUGCAAUCAAGAAAUGUACUAAUGCAUUGUAUGACAUUUGGCAAUAGAUAAUACUCUUUUAUUAUUAAUAUAUAUGUAUACUUUGUAAAUGCAUUGCAUUGUAAGAUGAUCAAAUAAAGAAGCUGUAUUAAG
Messenger RNA from Saccostrea echinata, 3419 nucleotides. Its product is annotated as H(+)/Cl(-) exchange transporter 4-like. Gene Ontology annotation, molecular function: voltage-gated chloride channel activity. The record is from RefSeq and is a predicted model, not a curated record. Gene Ontology annotation, biological process: chloride transport; transmembrane transport. NCBI's taxonomy places the organism in Eukaryota, Metazoa, Mollusca, Bivalvia, Ostreida, Ostreidae. Bases 54 to 2567 code for a protein of 837 amino acids. Gene Ontology annotation, cellular component: early endosome; membrane; synaptic vesicle. The transcript is spliced from 21 exons.